UUGACUUCGGUGCGCAGACAGCUGUAAUAAAAAGUUGAAGAGCAGCUAUGCUUGCACUGAUGAUGCACGCGCUGUUUAUGCAAGCCUAGUUGUCUCGCUCCGCGCCCUCCUGACAGUGUGUUUGUGUUAUUCUGUUUGCAACCCCCUCCCACCCCCAGUCACACCUGCUUCGCAGACAGCUGAAGCUGGACGUAUUCCCUUGUCGCCGCGAACUCCAGUGUGCAUCAUCCUUGCUCUUACCUGCUCAUGCUCUUAUCAUCACUUAACAAGAAUAAAGGAUUCAGUUUAGCCACCUACAGGUGCUGCAGUUUCCAGGUGACUUCCUAUGUGUUAUCUUGGUCUUAACCAAAUAAUAUUUCAGUAUAGGGAAUUGCAACGUGAAAUUGUGAUUUUGCUGCGAUUCACUUCAGCCAGCUUUUCUCGUAGUCGCCUCCUGGUUCGUUUCCUGCUUUUAACUUGCAUUUUCCUUUUUCUGAAGCCGCUGCUCUACCUAUUCAACGGUUGUUAUGGCAUCAUUUAAAUCCUGCUCUUGCCGGUGAUGUAAUGCGACUCUGAAAGAUCCACAUCUACGGAAUCCAUAAACAUGGGGGCAUAUCAUUCCAACAAAACUCUUGCAUUUGAUGAAAAUGAGGAAGUUAGUUUUGACCACUUCCAAAUCUUGCGAGCCAUUGGUAAAGGAAGCUUUGGCAAGGUGUGUGUUGUACAGAAAAAAGAUACUAAAAAAAUGUACGCCAUGAAGUACAUGAACAAACAGAAAUGUGUGGAACGCAAUGAGGUGAAAAACGUAUUUAAAGAACUACAGAUAAUGCAAAGCCUAGAACACCCGUUUUUGGUAAACUUGUGGUAUUCAUUUCAAGAUGAAGAAGACAUGUUCAUGGUUGUCGAUCUUUUGCUGGGAGGAGACCUACGUUAUCAUAUUCAGCAAAAUGUUCGUUUUAAGGAGGAGACUGUGAAGCUGUACAUCUGUGAAGUGGCCCUUGCACUGGAUUACUUAAAGAGUAAGCGCAUCAUUCACAGGGAUAUAAAACCUGACAAUGUUUUACUCGAUGAACAAGGUCAUGCACACAUUACGGAUUUCAAUAUUGCCACUGUUGUAAAUAAAGAAAUGCAGGCUACAUCAGUUGCAGGCACAAAGCCGUAUAUGGCACCAGAAAUAUUUCAACCGAAAGAAGAAAGAACUGGCUACUCAUUUCCUGUUGACUGGUGGUCUCUAGGGAUAAUGGCAUAUGAGCUCCUUAGAGGCCAGAGACCAUAUCAUAUUCGUUCUUCCACGCCUGUUAAUGAAAUACUCGACAUGUUCAGUAAAGCUAACAUCAAAUAUCUCCCUACCUGGUCCAGUGAGAUGGUGUCACUCCUAAAGAAGCUGAUUGAAAAGAAUCUUGAUGAUCGUUGCUCAGAACUAAAAGACCUUCAGAAUGAUCCCUUCCUAGCAGACAUAAACUGGGAUGCAGUCCUAGAGAAAUCACUGCCACCUGGAUUUCUGCCUACUCAAGGAAGAUUGAACUGUGACCCAACCCUGGAGCUAGAAGAAAUGAUACUAGAAUCUAAACCACUUCAUAAGAAGAAGAAACGCUUAGCCAAAAAACUAAAAGAAAAUCAGAAAAACAAAUCUCCACAGAAUGGACUGCUUGAGGAACAUUUUGAGUCAAUCCAGAAGGAAUUCAUGGUUUUCAACAGAGAAAGACUACAGAAAGAACAGAAUGAAAAGCAGGAUAACACGAGCAUCAUACAAAGUAAAUGCUCUGAAGAUGAAGAUGGACAGAACAAUAAUAUACUGAGACCAGAUUAUGUAGCCUGACAAUUCAUUGUUAUAGCUUCAGCUAAAAUCUAUUGAUAAUAAUAAUAAUAAUAAUAAUAAUAAUAAUAAUAAUGUAGCAGCUUAACUCCACUUUGCACCUUGUAGCCAAAACACAGGUACUAGGGUAUAUUUUACUGAAAAUUAUGUUAAUAGCUAUUUUUAGUAAUACAGUUGUACAGUAGCUCAACCUGUCAAUAAUAAUAUACAUAUAUAUUUUGUGUCUUUAUUUGAUUAAAUUAAUACUAUACAAUUUAUAAAGUUCUAACGGAUAGCCAUGACAUACAGCGAAAUUCAGCUGACCAUAAUGUUUAAGCUACAGCUGAGGAAAUGUACUUUCGCAAACAUUUUGCUUACAACUUUCUUUUGGUUCAUGUAUAUAUUAGAAGAAACUUUGCUAGGCGCAGGACAUUUUUUAGUCUUUUUCAUUUUUUAUAAACUGCACGUGACAGUAUGCAGGCAUAUUCAUCUGCUGAGAAGGCUUCUGGUAUAGCUUUUACAAAUCAUAACUGAGUUUUUUCCUGUUGGAUUAAUAUUUAUUAACUUCCUUAAUGCCAGAUAGAUAGAUAUAUACUAUUUGUUUUUCAUUUCUUCUUACUGAAGCAGUUUGGCAUCUGAAAUAAUAUGGAAUGAUACUAAAAAGCUGUACUGGUAUGACAUUAUCAUGUUAACUUUAUUUAAAGGUUUUUAUCAAAAAUGUUCUCCCUCAUUCUUGUUUGAAUUCUUACCUUUUUAUUAUAAUUAUGUCUAGACCGAGUGAACACUGGAACUAUAAAGGGCUUGAAUGACUGAUUUUAGGGUGAUAACACUAUAACAUGACAAGCAAUUAAGUUCCAAAGCAGCCAUAAUUUGUAGCAUUGUUAUGUACAAAUAUUUGAAAUAGAAGUGAACGUUUGAUGGGAUUGUUCUCAGUCAGCAUGUGUUAAAUUGCCAUAUCAUUACUUUUAUUUGAAAUACAUAAAAAGAUUUUGUUGA
Protopterus annectens (West African lungfish) is the source of this 2770-nucleotide messenger RNA. Its product is annotated as serine/threonine-protein kinase 32A-like. The transcript has 13 exons. Lineage: Eukaryota; Metazoa; Chordata; Ceratodontiformes; Protopteridae. Gene Ontology annotation, biological process: protein phosphorylation; G protein-coupled receptor signaling pathway; regulation of signal transduction. Gene Ontology annotation, molecular function: G protein-coupled receptor binding; ATP binding; G protein-coupled receptor kinase activity. The coding region runs from base 584 to 1798 and encodes 404 amino acids. The record is from RefSeq and is a predicted model, not a curated record.